CUCCCGUCGACUAGUGCAGCGUGAAUCUCGAAACCCUCCGAGCGCCGUGGUGCGAUACCCUUCGUCUGUCUUUUUUACAACACUCAGAUAGACCCGACUCGCAAACAUGGCUGUUGGAAAGAACAAGCGCCUGUCGAAGGGCAAGAAGGGUAUCAAGAAGAGAACCGUUGACCCCUUCACCCGCAAGGACGAGUACUCUGUCAAGGCCCCCUCGACCUUCCAGACCCGCGAUGUCGGCAAGACUCUGGUCAACCGCACCAGCGGUCUGAAGAAUGCCAACGACUCCCUCAAGGGCCGUAUCUUCGAGGUCUCCCUCGCCGACCUCCAGAACGAUGAGGACCACGCCUUCCGCAAGGUCAAGCUCCGCGUCGACGAGAUCCAGGGCAAGAACUGCCUGACCAACUUCCACGGUCUGGACUUCACCACCGACAAGCUGCGCUCCCUGGUCCGCAAGUGGCAGUCUCUGAUCGAGGCCAACAUCACCGUGAAGACCACUGACGACUACCUCCUCCGCCUGUUCGCCAUUGCCUUCACCAAGAGACGCCCCAACCAGAUCAAGAAGACCACCUACGCCCGCUCGUCUCAAAUCCGUGCCAUCCGCAAGAAGAUGACCGAGAUCAUUCAGCGCGAGGCCGCCAGCUGCACUCUGUCUCAGCUCACCCACAAGCUCAUCCCCGAGGUCAUUGGCCGCGAGAUUGAGAAGUCCACCCAGGGCAUCUACCCCCUGCAGAACGUCCACAUCCGCAAGGUCAAGCUCCUCAAGUCCCCCAAGUUCGACCUGGGUGCUCUGCUUGCCCUGCACGGCGAGUCUGCUACCGAUGACAAGGGCCAGAAGGUGGAGCGCGAGUUCAAGGAGACCGUCCUUGAGACUGUUUAAGGGUGUUUUGAUCUUGAAGGGGUUGUCAAAUACUGGUCAACCAUGGCAAUUGUUGUCUUCUGAUCAUAGGAAAACAAAAAACGUUCAUGACAUGUAUGACAGAUUUUGCAGCACCCGCAUGGGGGUUCGGUUGUCCCGGUAGGUGACCAGUCAAACCAGGACAGCCAAAAAUUCAAAUUAGUUUGCAACGAUUCGACUUUUUUUCUUGAGUAUGCUGUGCUGCAUUCGGUACUUAAGUGGUCAACCCUCGGCGUCCUUAAUUUUAAGCGACGAUCAGUUGUUCCAUACCCGAUGUAAGGACGCCACCUAGUAACUAAGCCAAGCUUUCUCUCUGGCCCACCAGGCCAUACGCUCGAGAUUACCAACCGCCUUUGUUCUUUUCAUGACCCCCGCAUAUUGAUCGUAGUGCUCAUUUUGAAAUGGCUUGGUGCCUUAAUCUAACAUGGCACGUUGGCCAGUCAGGUUAGCGUUCUCGGCUUGAGAUUCCACAAUGUGGGGUUGGAAGUCAUUCGAGAGCUUACGGCUACGUAAGUACUCUUACAGGCUGCGUUCAUGGACAUAUAUCCCACAAGAUCCAAUUUUAGAAAACUGUGAAAUGGGUUCAGAGCAUAUUUAACUG
Messenger RNA from Penicillium subrubescens, 1496 nucleotides. It is a transcript of the gene rps1, whose product is annotated as 40S ribosomal protein eS1. Lineage: Eukaryota; Fungi; Ascomycota; Eurotiomycetes; Eurotiales; Aspergillaceae. The coding region runs from base 107 to 877 and encodes 256 amino acids. Gene Ontology annotation, biological process: translation. Gene Ontology annotation, molecular function: structural constituent of ribosome. Gene Ontology annotation, cellular component: ribosome; cytosol. The transcript is spliced from 5 exons. The record is from RefSeq and is a predicted model, not a curated record.